AUGAGAGGUUUGAAUCUCAGCGGGGGGGUUUUGGUGAUUCUGCUGAUUUGGACCUUGGCGGUCGCCGUCGAUGGAGCCGGUGUCGCGAGAGCAGAGCGAGGAGGAGCUGGAAGAAGAAGAGGAGGCGGCGGUGGAGGUGCAGAGAAGAGAAGGAAGUUUCAUCGCAUCCAACACGGCCAGUGCAGCUACACCUUCAUCCUGCCGGAGCCGGACGGUUGCCCGGGUGGAGGAACGCCGUCGCAGACCGAACACUACGGCGUCUCCGGUGGCAGAGCGAGCGUCGUGCAGAGAGACUCGCCGCCGAUCGACGGCGAAUGGUCGGCUCGCAAACUGCAGCUCCUAGAGAGCACGAUGGAGAACAACACGCUGUGGCUGCAGAAGCUGGAGAACGUCAUUCAGAAGAGCAGGAAGCCGGCCCUGGCUAACAUACCGCCACACGCCGUUCAUAACCAAACGGCCGCCAUGCUGGAGAUCGGGACCAACCUGCUGACGCACACCGCCGAGCAGACCCGUAAACUCAACGUGGUGGAGGCCAAGGUCCUGAACCAAACCUCCAGAAUGGAGAUCCAGCUUCUGGAGAACUAUCUGUCCACCAACAAGCUGGAGAAGGAGCUGCUGCUGCAGACCUCCGAGCUCAGCCGGCUACGAGACAAGAACAGCCGUCUGGAGAGCAAAGUUCAGAAGUUGGAGUCUCAGCAGAAAGGAGAGCUGGAGGACAUGAAGGAGGAGAAGGACCGGCUGCAGUCCGUCGUCAGCACUCAGAUGGCAGCAAUCGAGUCUUUAGAGAAACAGCUGAGAGUCGCCAGCAGCAACAACACGGCUCUACAGAGACAACAAGCUCAGCUGAUGGAGUCUGUACACACUCUCAUCAACAUGGUGGCUAGUACUACAGGGUCUCCUCUCAGGGACCAGAUGUGGAGGGACUGUGCAGAUGUCUACAAGGCGGGUCACUCCAUCAGCGGUCUGUAUAACAUCUACCUCAGCAACAGGACUACACCUGUGCAGGUGUUCUGUGACAUGGAGACGAGCGGUGGAGGCUGGACGGUGUUCCAACGCAGGAUCAACGGCAGCGUGGACUUCCAGAGGAGCUGGAGAGAAUACAAGAUGGGCUUCGGCGAUGUGUUCGGGGAACACUGGCUGGGGAACGAGGUGAUGCACCUUCUGACCAGUGGGGGGCAGUACUCUCUGAGGGUGGAGCUGAGGGACUGGGAGGGAAACCCCGCCCACUCCCAGUACGACCGCUUCACCCUGACCAGUGAGACACAGCAGUACAGGUUGUACCUCAGAGGUUACAGUGGAACAGCAGGCAGGCAGAGCAGCCUGGCAACACACGGGACCGGAUUCAGCACCAGAGACCAGGACCACGACAACUGUGACCACUGCAAAUGUGCUCUGAUGCUCACUGGAGGUUGGUGGUUUGACGCUUGUGGUUUCUCCAACCUGAACGGUAUUUACUACUCCGUCGGCCACAACAUCAGGAAGCUCAACGGCAUCAAGUGGCACCACUUCAGAGGCCCCAGCUACUCCCUACGCUCCACCUCCAUGAUGGUACGACCCUAUGACUUCUAA
This is a messenger RNA of Anoplopoma fimbria (sablefish), 1569 nucleotides long. RefSeq names its product angiopoietin 4 (gene angpt4). The record is from RefSeq and is a predicted model, not a curated record. The transcript is spliced from 9 exons. Bases 1 to 1569 code for a protein of 522 amino acids. Lineage: Eukaryota; Metazoa; Chordata; Actinopteri; Perciformes; Anoplopomatidae.